Messenger RNA from Castor canadensis (American beaver), 1648 nucleotides. NCBI's taxonomy places the organism in Eukaryota, Metazoa, Chordata, Mammalia, Rodentia, Castoridae. The record is from RefSeq and is a predicted model, not a curated record.
AUGCCAUGUGGGGAGAAGGUAGAGGACCCAGGAGAUGAUGGCCAAGAAGGAAAGAGAGCAGCAAUAGCUGGCAGCCAGCAGCUGUGGCAAUGGGGAAAGGGCAAGAAGAGAGGCAGUGAAUCCGUUCAGCAGCAAGGGAUGGUGGUCAAAGUCAUCAAAGUGGACAGAGUUGCCCAAGAAAACACUGGACCCCACAGAGACACAGAGAAGGAAGUCACUGGCAAAGAAUUUGUAUAUGAACACAGAUCAAGAUUAGAGAAAUCCUUACAAAAGGAAAGGCUUGAACAUAAGAAAGCAAAGGAAGAUUUCCUUGUAUAUAAGUUAGAAGCACAAGAAACACUAAAUAAAGGAAGGCAAGAUUCCAAUAGCAGAUACAGUGCACUGAAUGUCCAACAUCAGAUGUUGAAAAGUCAACAUGAGGAGCUGAAGAAACAGCACAGUGAUUUGGAAGAGGAUCAUCGUAAGCAAGGGGAAGACUUCACUAGAACAUUCAAUGACCACAAGCAGAAAUAUUUGCAGCUCCAGCAAGAGAAGGAGCAAGAACUUUCUAAGCUGAAAGAAACCAUAUACAAUUUGAGAGAAGAGAAUAGACAGCUAAGGAAAGCACACCAAGACAUACAUACACAGCUUCAAGAUGUCAAGCAACAGCAUAAGAAUUUACUCUCCGAGCAUGAACAACUUGUAGUGACUUUGGAAGACCACAAGAGUGCACUAGCUGCUGCUCAGACUCAAGUUGCAGAAUACAAACAACUGAAAGAAACUCUGAAUCGGAUUCCCAGCUUUCGAAAAUUUGAACCAGCAGAGCCACAAAAUGUUACUUUUACCCAGAUGGCACAUUCUCCACAAGGGUACAACACAGCAAGGGAGAAGUCAGUCGGAGAGCUGCAAGAGCUGUCUCGAAAUAGUGAGGUAAGGCAGAAACAUGAAGCAAUGUCUAGAAGAACAGAAGAAGCAAAACCUUCUCCUCCCACCCACAAGGAGGCAGAAUUCCAGACUCCAGCAGAGCAGAACCCACAAGAAGUGGAACCCAGAGAGCCAGAGGAGCAUCAGGUAGAAGAAGAGCACAGAAAGGCCCUGGAAGAGGAGGAGAUGGAGCAGGUGGGGCAGGCAGAACACCUGGAGGAGGAACAUGACCCAUCACCAGAGGAACAGGACCGGGAGUGGAAAGAACAGCAGGAACAAAAGGAAGCAGCCCGUCUUCUGGAGGGGCAUGCUCAGGCCGAGGUGUACAGCUCAGCCAGGCCGGUUACCAACUUCCGAUCGCCGUAUGAGGAGCAGCUGGAGCAGCAGAGAUUGGCAGCCAGGAGGGAUGAGGAGGCCCAGAGAUUGUGGGAACACCAGGAAGCUCUGCACCAGCAGAGACUACAGGAACACUUGCUAAGGCAGCAGCAGCAGCAGCUUCUGGUUAGAGAGACAGCCCAGAGGAAGCAGGCCGAGCAUGAGGAGGGCCGGCAGCAGCAACAGAAGCAGCUAAGACAGCAAGCUCAUUAUGAUGCCAUGGAUAAUGACAUCGUUCAGGGAGCAGAGGACCAAGGAAUCCAAGAAGAGGAAGGAGGUGGUAAGAUAUCUCAGAUGAUGACUGUUUUAAUAAAAAGUACCUGGUAAUACCAUGCUACUUCAGCGACCAGUAUCAUAAACAUCAACAAGC